AAGACAAUUCGCUACGAAGAGGAACGCAGCGACGACAAGGACAACGACAACGACAACGACGGAGAGGCAGGGAGCAUCAUCAAGCGCGAUGAGGACAAGGGAUACCACACCGCCGCUUGUGAAUGCGACACAGACACUGGAGUCGUAUUCUCAGGAUUUCUGGCAGAGGCAAAUGUCCAACGUUGAGGAGCACGCCUCCUCGAGCACCCACUCGAAUCCAAUGGACGUGUUCAAACCCCAGGCAGGCCAACUUCCCUUGGCGAGGAUCAAGAAGGUGAUGAAGAACUCUGAUGAUGAGGUCAAAAUGAUUUCGGCGGAGGCACCUAUAUUGUUUGCGCGCGCAUGCGAGAUCUUCAUCGCCGACCUAACCUGUCGAUCGUAUCUACAUGCGAGUGCUAACAGGAGGCGAACGAUUCAACGGUCCGAUGUCGUGGCGGCCGUAGGGCUCUCCAAUAUCUUCGAUUUCCUCGUUGAUAUAGUCCCUCGGCCAGGUGCCAACGCAACCUCAAGCAGUCACGGCAGAAAGGAAUCGACAGAGCAGCAGCAACAACCAAUGCGUCUCGAAGACGAGUGACGCUAGAUCACGUGUAUCCGUAGGCGCAUCAUGUACUGUACAGAAAAUGUUGAAUAAAUAAGUAAAAUGUC
Acaromyces ingoldii is the source of this 645-nucleotide messenger RNA. Its product is annotated as histone-fold-containing protein. NCBI's taxonomy places the organism in Eukaryota, Fungi, Basidiomycota, Exobasidiomycetes, Exobasidiales, Cryptobasidiaceae. Gene Ontology annotation, cellular component: nucleus; CCAAT-binding factor complex. Gene Ontology annotation, molecular function: DNA-binding transcription activator activity, RNA polymerase II-specific; protein heterodimerization activity. Gene Ontology annotation, biological process: regulation of DNA-templated transcription. The transcript has 3 exons. Bases 89 to 574 code for a protein of 161 amino acids. The record is from RefSeq and is a predicted model, not a curated record.